Messenger RNA from Aspergillus caelatus, 1402 nucleotides. Its product is annotated as mannose-6-phosphate isomerase. The transcript is spliced from 6 exons. Lineage: Eukaryota; Fungi; Ascomycota; Eurotiomycetes; Eurotiales; Aspergillaceae. Gene Ontology annotation, biological process: GDP-mannose biosynthetic process; carbohydrate metabolic process. The record is from RefSeq and is a predicted model, not a curated record. Gene Ontology annotation, molecular function: zinc ion binding; mannose-6-phosphate isomerase activity. Gene Ontology annotation, cellular component: cytosol. Bases 1 to 1317 code for a protein of 438 amino acids.
AUGGACCGCCAUUUAAGGCGAUUGAAGUGUGGAGUUUCUAAUAAUGAUUGGGGAAAGCUUGGAAAACAAUCCAUAGUGGCCCAAUUUGCUGUCACCACGUCCGCCGUAGGGGACAAUGCCUUGGAUGAGAAUAAACCCUAUGCUGAGUUUUGGAUGGGAGCGCAUCCUUCUCUUCCUUCGUAUGACCUUUCCACUGGCCAGCCUUUACAAGAGGUCCUCAGGGAUAAUCCACAUCUGCUCUCAACCCAGGUGAGCCAGAGAUUCCGUACGACACUACCGUUUCUAUUCAAAGUUCUUUCCAUCAGAGAGCCGCUUUGUAUACAAGCUCACCCGGACCGAAAUCUUGCCUAUGACUUACACGCAAGGGAUCCGCUUACAUAUCCUGAUUCGAACCAUAAGCCCGAAAUGAUUGUCGCGUUAACCCCAUUCGAAGCGUUGUGUGGAUUUCGGCCCCUGGAAGAGAUUGUUCAUUUUCUUUCUUGUGUCCCACCGCUACGAAACCUCAUCAGUGAUGCCACUGCAAUGGAAGUACAGUCCGCCUGUGGAAGCGCAGGAAAUGGGUAUGAUCCAAAAACCGCUGAGAUAGCGCUUAAGAGGGCCUGGUCAGAGCUGCUGACCGCGCAUCCAUCACAAGUCCGAUCGUGCGCAGAAGACUUGAUCCGCUUCGCGACUAGCAGGCCAAGCCACGAAUCUCUGGCGGUCGAGCAUGGCAAUGUCCUUGACCUGAUACUUCAGUUGAGUCAGCAUUACCCCCAUGAUGUUGGGCUUUUCGCCGUCCUAUUCAUGAACCAUGUCUGCCUAAGCCCCGGAGAAGCUUUAUUUGUGAGAUCUAAUGAGCUUCACGCUUACCUAAGUGGCGAUGGUAUCGAAUGCAUGGCAUCAUCAGCGAACGUGGUACGGGCAGGGUUCUCACGGAAACACAAGGAUGUUGAUAUGCUCAUAUCGAUGCUCACAUAUGAAAACCUGCCUCCCUUCGUUAUAAGAGAACCGACUCCCUAUUUGUUGGUGGAAAUGAAUUCUCGGGAAUCCACAUCGGUAUUAUAUACAUCGCCCGCCGAAGAGUUUAAUAUCAUCAAAACUUUUCUUGCGCCCCAGUUUGCAACCGCGAACUUCCGAGCGUUUCGUGGGCCCACCGUGCUGAUAUGCACCCAGGGAAGUGGGAAGAUCGGAGUAGGACACUAUAUCGAACUGAUUGAGUGUGGUCACGUCUUUUUCGCAGGCGCCGGUGCGGAGAUCUUUAUCCAGAGUUGCAGUGAGGAACCAUUAAUCCUGUUUCAGUCCUUUUGUGAAAUUGAGGAGUACAAAUCCCCAUUAUAAAAAGAACAGAUAUUCGACUCUUGACAAAGAUGCUUCACCGAGGAGAUGAGAUAAUAUGAGAGGCCAAAGGACCUUGAGUUCCAAU